Messenger RNA from Petromyzon marinus (sea lamprey), 3762 nucleotides. The record is from RefSeq and is a predicted model, not a curated record. Lineage: Eukaryota; Metazoa; Chordata; Hyperoartia; Petromyzontiformes; Petromyzontidae.
GACACAUAAAGCGUUAGUGAGGAAUCGAUUCCCACCACCACCACCGUCGCCGCCUCCUCAGUUUGUGGAGUCGUCCAGAGGCUUCAUCCACGUCGCCUCUGGCAGGCCUGAGGAGAGAGGCGAGGCGAAUGGAGCCCGAAGCCUCGCCGAGUCGUUGACGGGCGCCGCCGACGUGAAGAUGUUCGCCAUCAGGAAGUGGCUCUACAAGCCGCGGAGGGGAGACCCCCAGUUGCUGUCCCAGUUCUUCUACGCGGACGAGGAGCUGAGCGAGGUGGCAGCUGAGCUGGACAGCUUUGACGGACGCAAGGACCCCCAGCGGUGCAUGCUGCUCGUCAACCAGCUGCGUGCAUGCCAGGAUCGCGUGCUGAGUAUCCUCGCCAAAGUGAUGGAUGCGUGCAUCCCCGCUGAGCGAGCCAACCGAGACUUCAGCGUCAAAUUCCCCGAGGAGAUUCGCCAUGAUAGCCUCGCUGGACAGCUGUGGUUCGGUGCAGAGUGCCUGGCGGCCGGCUCCAUCAUCAUGAACCGUGAGGUGGAGUCGCUGGCCAUGCGCCCGCUGGCCCGGGAGUUGACGCGCAGCCUGGACGAGACCCGUGCCAUCGUGCGGGACCAGUGCCUGCGAGACCCCUCGCUCUACUCGGAGAGGCUCACCACGGCACUGCGAAACUUCGACCGACUUUUCGCGGAGUUUGAACUCAGCUAUGUGUCUGCCAUGGUCCCUGUGAAGUCGGCUAAGGAGUACGCUGUCCAGCAGGAAGUGGUGGUGCUGUUCUCUGAGACUGUGCAGAGGGCCCUCGCGCUGGGCUACCUCACCCAGGAGGCCAUCGAUGAUUAUGAGCCGGCGCUCAUGUUCACAAUCCCACGCCUUGCCAUCGUCUGCGGGCUGCUGAUCUUCCCGGAGGGGCCCUUGAACCAGGAGCGGCGUCCCGACGAGAUGUCCAACCUCUUCCGCCCAUUCCACUCUCUCCUCGUCAAGAUCCGCGACCUGCUCAGGACCCUCACUCCCGACGAGUUGUCCACCCUGGAGCGGAGCCUCUGUGUCACCCUCGAUUCGGAGCUGCUGCCCGCCGCCUCGUCCGUCGCCUCGUCCACCUCGGCAGCAGCAGCAGCUCCUCCCGGAGGGUCGCUCCUCGUCCCUCCGACCUCCUCCUCCUCGUCCUCCUCCUCCUCCUCCUCGUCCUCCUCCUCGUCCGUGCCUCCCGCAUCGUCCGCUUGGCCGCGGCCGCGGCCGCCGCCGCCCUCUGCGUCGACGGCACCGCCAUCGAUGGCGGAGGAGGACGAGGAGGUGGAGGACGAGGAGGUGGAGGAGGAUGAGGAGGAUGAGGAGGUGGAGGAGGAGGAGGAGGAGGAGGAGGAGGCCGGCGCCACGAUGGAGCUUGCGUGCUCCAUGCAGUUUGACGAGCAGGAGCUGGCCGAGCUGCACAGCCUGGUGCAGCAGGCCGGCACGCAAAUGUCCACGCUGCUGUCUCCCCCCGGCAGCCGCCGGGAGUCGCCGGCCCGGGGCCUCGCCGCGGCCGGGGCCGGCGGCGGCUCGCUCGGCGUUGUGGGCGGCUCGCUCGGCAUUGUGGGUAGCUCCAUCAUCGGCACCGGCACCGGCACCACCACCGUGGGCAGCUCCAUCACCGGCACCGGCACCGGCACCGGCACCACCACCGUGGCGUCAGCGCAGUGUCCGAGAAUCUCCGCGCUGCUUCUCCGGCACCAUCACCACGAUCACCGCCACCAGCGAGGCCACCAGCAGGGCCACCAGCAGGGCCACCAGCGGGGCCACCACCAGGGCCACCACCAGGGCCUUGACGACGCCGAGUGGCAGAGGGAGCAAGGGGAUGAGAGCCUCUUUGCCAUCGAUGACCUGGACGGUGGUGGCGGUGGUGACGGUGGUGGUGGUGGUGGUGGUGGUGUUGGUGUUGGUGGUGUUGGUGGUGGUGUUCGUGGUGGUUGUGGUGGUGACGGUGGUGGUGGUGGCUCUGCCAUCAUCACCGCCACCACCGCCACCACCGCCACCACCAUCGGCCACCCUCUGACCCCACCGUGCUCAUCCAUCGCAAGGCUCUGUCGGCAAGCGACGCCAUCUUUGACAGCGCCGCCACCACUGCAGGGGCUUGUGGGUAGCCACGGGGGCACGGCCACGGAGGAGGUCCUGGCCACGGAGGUCCUGGCCACGGAGGUCCUGGCCACGGAGGUCCUGGCCACGGAGGUCCCGGCCACGGAGGUCCCGGCGGCCACGGAGGUCCCGGCGGCCACGGAGGGGGUCCCGGCGGCCACGGACGUCCCAGCCAUGGAGGUCCUGGCCACGGAGGUCCCAGCCACGGAGGAGGUCCCGGCGGCCACGGAGGUCCCAGCCACGGAGGUGGUCCCAGCCACGGAGGAGGUCCCGGCGGCCACGGAGGUCCCAGCCACGGAGGUGGUCCCAGCCACGGAGGAGGUCCCGGCGGCCACGGAGGUCCCAGCUACGGAGGUCCCAGCCACGGAGGUCCUGGCCACGGAGGUCCCAGCCACGGAGGAGGUCCCGGCGGCCACGGAGGGCCGCACAGUGGCGGAGGAGAUUGCCCAGAGGACUGGUGGCAUGAGGCUGUCGGCCACAGUCAUCUUCAAACCCAGGGCGGUGGACGCUGUGGGGGUGGUGGACGCUGUGGGGGUGGUGGACGCUGUGGGGGUGGUGGUUGAAAGGAGGAGGCAGAGGCGAGGAGAGGACGACUUUGAGGAGGAGGAGGUGGAGAGGGUGGAGAGGGUGGAGAGGCCUCAGGGCCGGAGACGUCAUCACAGCCAGGGACAUCAUCGCAAGAAACGACACCCAUCAGGAGAAUCCGCAUCCGGCGAUUUGGAAAACCCGGAUCUGGGAUUCUUGGAUCCGGAGCGGGGGCUGGGAUCCUUUCACGCUGGACCAUGGGGUAGUCCCCACCACUACUCCUCCACGCUCAACUCAUCCAGCAGUGGAACGGACGUCUCAGUGACCACCUGCAGCCUCUCCACUUCCGACGACGACGAGGAGGAGGUGGACGAGGAGGAGGUGGACGAGGAGGAGGUGGACGAGGAGGUGGACGAGGAGGUGGACGAGGAGGUGGACGAGGUGGAGGAGGAGGAGACUGACAAUCGGUGUAGGUACGGUGACGGUGCCGGUGAGGGCGCCGGUGCCGGUGCCGGUGACUGUGCCGGUGCCGGUGACGGUGACGGUGCCGGUUCUGGUGUCCGUGAGCGAAUCCGAUCCCGGUUCCAGAGCUCAUCCGAUCUCACCCACCGCCUUUUCGUAUGCAUAUCAGGCGUGGCUGACCAGCUCCAGACGAACUGUGCGAGUGAUCUCCGAGUGAUCCUCAAGUCUCUGUUCGAGAUGUCCACCACGAGGCCGGCCAGCGAACACGAACGUGUGCCAGCCUUGGUGCACGACCCUCUGCUGGAGGACUGUGCCCUGUGCAGGGAGGUGGAGUCCGGAGCGGAGAGAAGCCGCAGCAAGACGCAGCACUUCACAGAACCACCAGAGUGGGUUCCUGACUGUGUGAGUGUUUGCUGCUCCGCUUGUUCCUCACCCUUCACCGUCAUCCGGCGCAAACAUCACUGCCGUAACUGUGGCAAGAUCUUCUGCUCUCGCUGCUCUCCCCACUCGGCUCCACUCCCUCGCUACGGGCAGCUGAAGGCUGUGCGAGUGUGCACACAUUGCUUCCUGUGUCACGUGACACCAUUCUGUAGUACUCACACGUGACACACACUCACUAGUACACUCACUCACUCAUACACUCACUCAUACACUCAUACACUCACUCAUACACU